AUGAGCUGGAACUUCUACGAGGCGGACACAGUGGUCUUCUGGGACGUGACCGACUUCCCUAUCCAUACCGAUCGCACUUAUCUCGAGACACUCAAAUCAGUUCUUGUCAUCAAUGGUUAUACUGGUGGGCUGAAAAUCAAGGCUUAUGGUGAGAAGAAACCGAACAAUCUGGGUGAUGGAGUCAUCUUCGUGCCCAAAAGGGAAAAAUAUGCGAGACUUAAUAUCAUGUUACUUGACAUUAGUCUAUGGGGAGUGGACCUAGUUCGCUUGCCUCUUAUCCCAAGAAAUGUGAUAGUACUCGCAGAAAACAUAAAAGAAACAACGAACUUUGUCACCGUUUCUUGGAAUAUGAGAUCAGCUGGUACUAAAUGUAUCUGGGUACUGCCUGAUGAUUAUGAAGAUGAGAAAAUAUACCACUUGAGGCUUCCUAGUGCACACAUUUUCUGGAGAUGGCAAGAUCUAUUGGAUGGAAAAAAGCCUAUGUCCGAAGAGGAUGUACGUGCAUUGCGUCUCAAGGCUCCCUCUGAUCUACAUUAUUAUCCGAUUACAGGUGUCAAGAAUAAUGUAAGCUGA
This is a messenger RNA of Eruca vesicaria subsp. sativa (arugula), 573 nucleotides long. The record is from the annotation of a GenBank genome assembly. Lineage: Eukaryota; Viridiplantae; Streptophyta; Magnoliopsida; Brassicales; Brassicaceae.